ACUCUUCCAAGUCAGAGGGGUUAUUUUGUAAUUUUGUCCAUCAAUACAAUAAUAACAGCAGAUUAGUGGAGCAAAGAAAGCAUCAAAGAUGGAGGUUGGUGAUAUCAAGUUUAUGUGUAUCCCUGUGAUUGAUAUGCAGAAAUUGGAAGAUAACAAUGAUGGAGAGCAGCAGCAACAGCAGUAUAAGAAAUUGAGAGAAGCAUCAGAGGAAUGGGGUUGUUUCAGGAUCAUGAACCACAAAAUCUCGUUGACUCUGAUGUCAGAGAUGAAGAAAGUGGUGAGAGAACUGCUUGACCUUCCCAUAGAUGUCAAAAAACGCAACACUGAAGUGAUACCCAACAGCGGCUAUGUUGCUCCCACCGAGUUCAGUCGUUUUUUUGAGGGCUUGGGUAUCUACGAUUUUGGCUCUCCUCACUCUGUCGAUGUCUUUUGUUCUCAACUGGAUAUCCCUCCACGCCAAAGAGAGAUAAUACUGAUGUAUACUCAAGCUAUACAUGAUCUGGCCAUUGAUUUAGGGCGAAUGUUGGCCAGAAGUGUGGGUUUGGCGAGCGAAUUGUUCAAGGGAUGGUCUUGUCAUCUUAGAAUUAACAAAUACAACUUCACCCCUCAAACUGUAGGAUCCACUGCUCUACGAAUGCACACAGAUUCUGGAUUCCUAACCAUACUUCAAGAUGAUGAAAAUGUUAGCGGUCUUGAACUCGUGGACAAGUCUGGUGCCUUUGUAUCCAUUGAUCCCUGGCCAGGUACCCUCCUUGUCAAUCUUGGGGACAUUGCUAAGGUAUGGAGCAAUGGAAGGUUUUGUAAUGUGAAGCAUCGAGUACAGUGCAAGGAAGCAAGUAUACGAGUGUCAAUUGCUUCAUUUUUCUUGGGACCCAAGGAAGCAGCAGUUGAAGCCCCACCAGAACUUGUGGAUUCUGAAAACCCACGCCAGUUUGUCCCUUUUACCUAUGAAGAUUAUAGAAAACUCAGACUUUCCAUCAAUUUGCAUGCUGGUGAAGCCCUCCAAUUUGUAAGCUCCCAUUCAUGAUCUACUGGCAUGCCGUGUAUAUCCACAGCCUGUAUACGUAUCCUCCUCACCCAAUUGAAAUGAUCUAUAAGUCUAGAUAUAAAACAAAUUUCACAAUUUUUUUUUUUCAUAAUUGUUAAUUGUGA
Molecule: messenger RNA, 1152 nt
Organism: Quercus lobata
Lineage: Eukaryota; Viridiplantae; Streptophyta; Magnoliopsida; Fagales; Fagaceae
Product: 2-oxoglutarate-dependent dioxygenase DAO-like
Exons: 3
Coding region: 89-1027 (312 amino acids)
Source: RefSeq, a predicted model, not a curated record